Ipomoea nil (Japanese morning glory) is the source of this 1870-nucleotide messenger RNA. Its product is annotated as threonine synthase 1, chloroplastic-like. Bases 169 to 1653 code for a protein of 494 amino acids. The transcript is spliced from 2 exons. The record is from RefSeq and is a predicted model, not a curated record. Gene Ontology annotation, biological process: L-cysteine biosynthetic process. Gene Ontology annotation, molecular function: threonine synthase activity; pyridoxal phosphate binding. Gene Ontology annotation, cellular component: cytoplasm. NCBI's taxonomy places the organism in Eukaryota, Viridiplantae, Streptophyta, Magnoliopsida, Solanales, Convolvulaceae.
GCAUUUUUCAUGAGGUAAAUAGGCGCAUAGCUUUUAUAUUGUAUAGCUCCGCUCUCCCUCUAAUUGGCAUUUAUAUUCUUUCAGUUACAGAGUCGCCGGAGAAACCAAUAAACAAUCUCCGUUUCUCAUCUUUUCCGAUCGUCAAAUUCUUCUAUAUAAGCAGCAGCCAUGGCGUCAUGUUACAGUUACCAAUCCUCCGCCCUCCUCCGCCGCCACCACCGGAACAUCCGAUGCGCCACCGCCUCACCAACAACAGUCAGCGGCAACAACCACCACUCUUCUCUGCCGCCGACCACUCUCAACUUCUCCGCCAAGUACGCGCCCUUCACCUCCAUCUCCACCGGCGUCCCCGCCGCCGAGUCUUACUCCCUCGACGACGUCGUCUACCGCUGCAGCUCCGGCGGGCUGCUGGAUGUGCAGCAUGACCUGGAGGCGUUGAAGCAGUUCGACGGGGAGUACUGGAAGAAUCUGUUCGAUUCGCGGGUCGGGAAAACCGCCUGGCCGUACGGGUCGGGUGUGUGGUCCAAAAAGGAGUGGGUUUUGCCGGAAAUCGCGGACGAAGAUAUUGUUAGCGCGUUUGAAGGGAACUCGAAUCUUUUCUGGGCCGAAAGAUUCGGGAAGAAAUACGUCAGCAUGAACGAUUUAUGGGUGAAGCAUUGCGGGAUUAGCCACACGGGGAGUUUCAAGGAUUUGGGGAUGACGGUUCUGGUGAGCCAGGUGAACCGGAUAAUGAAGAAGAAACCGGGCGGUUUAGUCGGAGUCGGCUGCGCGUCAACCGGCGACACCUCAGCGGCUCUAUCGGCUUACUGCGCCGCCGCCAACAUCCCUUCCAUAGUCUUCCUCCCAGCCGACAAGAUCUCAAUGGCUCAGCUCGUCCAGCCGAUAGCCAACGGCGCGUUCGUGCUCAGCAUCGACACGGACUUUGACGGCUGCAUGAAAUUAAUCCGUCAAGUAACGGCGGAGAUGCCGAUAUACUUAGCGAACUCCCUUAACAGUCUCCGUUUGGAAGGGCAAAAGACGGCGGCCAUAGAAAUCCUUCAACAGUUCAACUGGGAGGUCCCGGACUGGGUAAUCGUCCCCGGCGGCAACCUGGGGAACAUCUACGCCUUCUACAAAGGCUUCAAAAUGUGCCAAGAAAUGGGAUUAGUCGACAGAAUCCCCCGUCUAGUGUGCGCACAGGCGGCGAACGCCAAUCCGCUCUAUCUCUACUACAAAUCCGGCUGGUCGGAGUUCUCGCCGGUGAAGGCGGUCACCACGUUCGCCUCCGCUAUUCAAAUCGGCGACCCGGUGUCCAUAGAGAGGGCAGUAUUCGCGCUCAAGAACUCCGACGGGAUCGUGGAGGAGGCGACGGAGGAGGAGCUUAUGGACGCCAUGGCCAUGGCGGAUUCCACCGGCAUGUUCACCUGUCCCCACACGGGGGUGGCGCUAACAGCCCUGAUGAAACUCCGGGAAAAAGGAGUGAUCGGAGCCAACGAGAGAACGGUGGUGGUCAGCACUGCUCACGGGCUCAAAUUCACGCAGUCCAAGAUUGACUAUCAUUCCCGUAACAUCCCUGGCAUGGGCUGCCGGUUUGCCAACCCGCCGGUGAACGUCAAGGCGGAUUUUGGGUCCGUCAUGGAUGUGCUGAUCAAGUAUCUGAACAAGAAUCAUUGAACAGUCAAAGCCAUUAACGCUGUCGUACGUGGAUUCUCGUUGUUCCCUGGGAAAAACAUUUCGUACAACUUGCGUCCAUGAAAAGGAAAGACCAUUAAAACUAUAUCACCUUUGAUUAAAGGGUGUAGAGUCUAUUAGUCAAUAUAUAUUAAUAAAAUUGUAAUUUGUAUUUCUAAAUUAUAAAUGUAUUUUUUGAAUGACCAAGAGAAAUUGAAGA